CUCUAUUGAUUCAUACAGAGGUGUUCAUACAGAGAAGUCCUGUCCUGCAUCACAAUGAAGCUUUUGGUGCUUCUUCUGCUCGUGGGCGUGGCCAAUGCCAUGUAUUAUUCCAACUGUGAGCUGGCGAGUACUCUCCAAGCAGCUGGAAUGGACGGCUAUAAUGGUGUCAGUCUGGCCAACUGGGUUUGCUUGGCAUUUUCUGAAUCCAGCUACAACACUCAGGCCAUCGACUACGACUCUGACGGCUCCACUGACUACGGCAUUUUCCAGAUCAAUGAUCGUUGGUGGUGUUCCAAUGGCGUGUUCCCCAGCUACAAUGGCUGUGGCAUUUCCUGCAGUGAGCUGAUGACUGAUAACAUCUCUGCUGAUAUUGCCUGUGCCAAGAUCAUCGUGGACCAGCAGGGCAUCUCCGCAUGGGUGGGCUGGCAAAACAACUGCGAGGGCCAAGACGUGAGCCAGUACAUCGCAGGUUGUAGCCUUUAAAUGAAGACCACAGCGUGCUGCACUACAAGCUGAAUAAAAUGCAUUUUGUUGGAGAGUAAAAAGAAAUAAAAUGGUAAAUAAAUAAAAGAGAAGAAAUAAAAGCAUUGAAUAAGCACUCA
This is a messenger RNA of Astyanax mexicanus (Mexican tetra), 602 nucleotides long. Its product is annotated as lysozyme C-like. The record is from RefSeq and is a predicted model, not a curated record. Gene Ontology annotation, biological process: defense response to Gram-negative bacterium; defense response to Gram-positive bacterium. The coding region runs from base 55 to 483 and encodes 142 amino acids. NCBI's taxonomy places the organism in Eukaryota, Metazoa, Chordata, Actinopteri, Characiformes, Acestrorhamphidae. Gene Ontology annotation, molecular function: lysozyme activity. The transcript has 4 exons.